AUGCCCGUGCCCUUCGACUUUCUGCAAUCCCGGGAGUUUUUCGUGGCAGACGACUGCAGCAACCCAUCGCUGAUGCCCAAACUCAGGAGUAUUCCCAAGUCCUUGGAGGGCCGGAGGGCAUUGUUGGAGCAACGCUUGAAGGUGAAGAUGCUGAAGGAAGGUGUCCACGCAGCUCUUCGCCAAGAUAUGAGCUACUUCACGAAGGCGCUGGGGAGCAAGGGGGAGGCGGAGUACCUACCAGCAGUCGAGCUGCACAUGUUCCCGCUAGACCCCAUGAACGCCACUGCAGAAUGGCAGGCGCUCUUGGUGCCCACAGUGCCUGAAGUCUUUGGCCAAAAGCUGCACCUCUGCCACAAGUCGGAAUCUCAAGAAGUGCGGUGCAUAGCAGAGCUGCCUUUCCCUCCGCUUCCGCGGCACCUGCAGGCUUGGAUGGGCGCAUUCGAUCCCUUGAAGCGGCUGAGGUCCAUGCCCAUAUGGACGAUUCGGCUGGCAGAGGGCUCUCUUUUGCUUGGCUUGGCCCUCCUGCUUGCAGCUGGCGUGUACCUGAUGCGGAUAUGGUGCGGCCAGCCACCAGAGAAGCACACUUUCAACAUCCCAGAGCUGCCUACCAAAUUUUUUCUCGCGAGGCACACCGAGCUGCACCCUGAUGCCGGGGGGAAGGAAGCCUCUAUUUGCAUAUUGGAUUCUGGCAGAGAAGUUGUCGUGGAGAAAAUCGCCCCCGCUACCAGGUACAUCCCAAUCAUUUCCCUUGUGCAGGAGUGGGAAGAGCUUUUCAGGCGCGCAAUCAGAGGUCCCAGCAAUGCUUUCUGGGGCCGCAUCAAGGAACCUGCUGGCUGGAUCCUUCUUCAUGAGGACAAUGGGGAGACGAGGGUGCUGGUGAAUCCAUCUGUGGAGGCUUGCUUGAAGGCCCAUCCAGACCUGGUUCCGCCCCUUGUGGAUUUGAUUAAGAAGAACCUGGUACUUUUUGGAGCUUACGUGUCAGCUCAGUGGGUGGCUUUGGCUCGCCUCACUGCAGUGUACCAACCGGAAAGCUUUGCAUGUCUGGUCUGUGGCAUGUGCGUGGUUCAUCUUGUAGUAUUGCUGCAGCAGACCUUCUCUCUUCAGCGUGGCUUGGAGCAUGAAGAGCGGUUGCAGCAAAAGCAGUUGCUUCGGCUGAGCCCGCAACACUUGCUGAGCGGUGUAUUUGGAGCAGUGCUUACCCUGAUGACGGCGCUUCUUGUCUCGGGCGUUUCUGCCGCCUGGUCCGAAACUUCCCGACUGUCCGGCAUCAUCCUGAACGGCAUCUGCCUUGCGCUGCAUGGCAAGCACCUCCAUGACGCGAUUGCGAGCCACAAGAAGUGGAGAGAGCCGCAAGUGCAGAGCAAAGAAUACCUGGCUCUCACCAUGUUUCCAUUACAAGCCACUGAAGAUGCCCCACCAGAGCUAACACGUGAGCGGGCUCAAAAUUGGCUGGUGGCCAAGGCUGUGAAGGCCACCUUCUCGUGGUUGGCAGCGAGUGUGUUGGCAGUGAUUUUGCUGGACGCAGUCCAGCUCCGGGGCCAGCUGUUGAAGUACGAUGUGAGCCGUGGAUACCUCACCUCUCCGGGCUGCCGUGAGGCUUUUCACAACACGCUCCUGUUGGACACCAAUGCCGACUCCCUAACGCUGAACGCGGAAGUUUUUGACGCGCAGAGCGGCCUCAUGCUCAAAGUAGAACAUCCGCUUUUGAACAGCUCGGAGGAGAUUGGCUUCAACUCGUCCGGCGAGCACCAGAUCUCCUUGCCGUCUGGACCACUCUAUGGUCGGAUCGUGCUGCGGGCCCUGGGCUCCUACAAGAACACCAAUUACACCAUACAUGUUAUUCGCGUGGCUUCUGCCGUUACGGUGUCCAUGAACAGUUCCUUCAAUGGCUCCAAAUAUCCGAAGUUGGCCAAUACCCGCUUCUUGGAAAAGCGCCGCCUGCAGUAUUUGCUGCAGCACCCCACGUGGUAUGUGCCAGACCUGGAUAUGGUUUCAAAUUCCACGAUCGAGGUUGUGCUUGACUCCGUUGUGCUGGCGCCGCUGGUGCCUGCAGCCCUCGGACCGAACGAGAAGAAUGCCAGCAUGCCAAUGGUGUCUUCAAGUCAAUGCAGUGACAUAUGUGGAGCCGCCAGAGCUGGGUUCGGCAACGAUUGCAUCUACGAAGAGGCUGUGGAUCUCCCAGAACCACUCUGUGUUGGCCAGAACACUGCCCAAGAUCUCAACUUGGAGAAGUCUGAUCUCAGUGUUGCGGGCAAGGGCUCCGCACUAUUGGACUGGCUUCGAGAUGUCAACGUGAGUGGCAAAAUGGUCACGCUUGACAACUUCGAAAAGGAGGGCGGCUCCACGCAUUUGCCGUUCAAGGCUUUAGCUGGAGGUCUCUAUGACAGCUUCUUGUUAUCAACGCCAUUGGCAUCCCUAGCUGGUGGGGUUCAGCUGGACAUCGCUGUUACCCAAGAUCCCACAAAUGCUGAGGAUUUGACCAUACCCCUGGUGAUUGUGCCUCAUCCACCACCGAUACAGCUCGAUCUGAACGGCUCAAAAAUCGGCUACUUCCUUUUGCCUGAGAUGAUGAGAGAGACUCCGCGAACAGAGUAUGCGAUUUGUGGCAACGUUGAUGCGGUGCAGAAUCUGUCCGCCAAAGUUGACGACCCACGCUUUACAGUCCUUCAGAACGAGUCGCAUGAGGCAGUGCAAUGCACAGGCCAUGGCUUCGACAGCAGGACAGAGUUCCGAGUGGUUCGGGCAGAGCCAUGCGACUGGUGCGAGCACUACACACCUUGGGAUGCAGCAGGUUACGACCUGGUCCUGCGCCGCUCUAUCUUACUGUGCUUAGAGACCGCUGUGAACUUGGAGAAUGCCCAGGCUUUGGAGAGCAUCCUGAAACCAACAAUCCAUGCAGGCGAUGCGCACAAUAAGUGCCUGGAUAAGGCCGGCCUCUUGGGUGAUGCUAUCCGCAAGACGAAGGACGCUCAAAUGGUCCAGGUGAUGCUGAAGAUGGGUGCUGAUGCCUCUGCCCUGAGCCGGGGCCAGACUCCGCUGCAGAUCGCUGCCGCACGUGGCAACCUUGAUGCCAUGAAGAAGUUGUUCAAUACGACAGCUUCAAAAGAAGGUUCCCUGGGAGCCGCAGCCUCUCAGUGCCAAGUGGAGGCCAUGGACCUUAUCAUAUCGCAAGGCACAUCCGAUGCGCAGAAAUGUGAGGACUCGCCGACAUAUGAGGCUUUCAUGAAACAGCCAUGGUUCAGCUGCAGGGAGCGACCCAACUUGCUAAAGACUGUCUUCGACCUUCUUCAGCAGGGCACAACCUAUAAGAUGGAUCCGGACUGCAAAGGUGAGAUGCUGAAUCGAGCCAUUCAUCACAGAGACGCGGAUGUUGCACGCCUCCUUUUGCAAGAAGGUGCGGAUGCAAAUCGCGAUUGUUCCGGGACUCCUCUUGAACAGUUGAUGGCUGAGCGAAAGAGUGGAGAGUCUCCAAUCUCGAUUGCAGACUUCAAGAAGAUUGCCCAGCUGCUUAUGGAUUACAAGUUGGACAUUGACGACCUGCGCGAGCUUGUCAUAGAAGCCGCCUACGAGUGCGACCUUGACCUGGUAAAGGCGUUGCUACAGCUCAGUGCGGGUUCCAGUGUUGACAUUAACGAAGAUGCCAUCAAUGCAGCCAAUGGGCAGUGCAGCGAGGAGGCCAAAUCCUUCGUGAAGGUUCUGUCAGAAGCCGGGAAAUCAAAGCAAUGA
Messenger RNA from Symbiodinium sp. CCMP2592, 3726 nucleotides. Lineage: Eukaryota; Dinophyceae; Suessiales; Symbiodiniaceae. The record is from the annotation of a GenBank genome assembly.